AAUCUAUACUCUAUUGCUUCUCUAAGAUCUCCAAUCUCUAUGAAUAAAUGAUAAUUUGUGAUUGUUUGUAGGUAAAAUAAUAGAUAUUGCUAAUGGUUAUAUUAUAAAAAACGAAGUGAAAAUUCUAUUUAUUUAGCCCGUUAUAAUUUGCAACGAUGUCUGAUACGAGUGAUUUAGACCGUCAAAUCGAACAAUUGAAAAGAUGUGAGAUUAUAAUGGAGGCAGAGGUUAAAGCCCUCUGUGCGAAAGCCCGCGAGAUCCUUGUUGAAGAGAGCAACGUCCAACGAGUCGACUCUCCUGUCACGGUGUGUGGAGAUAUUCAUGGUCAAUUUUAUGAUCUGAAAGAACUCUUUAAAGUUGGCGGAGAUGUACCUGAGACCAACUAUCUAUUUAUGGGUGACUUUGUGGACAGAGGGUUUUACUCAGUUGAAACAUUCUUAUUAUUACUAGCAUUGAAAGUUCGUUAUCCAGAUCGCAUAACCUUGAUAAGAGGCAAUCAUGAGUCAAGACAAAUUACACAAGUAUAUGGCUUUUAUGAUGAAUGCUUAAGGAAAUAUGGAUCAAUUACUGUCUGGAGAUAUUGCACUGAAAUAUUUGACUAUCUAUCAUUAUCGGCUAUAAUAGAUGGGAGAAUAUUUUGUGUUCAUGGUGGGUUGAGCCCUUCAAUACACACGUUAGACCAGAUAAGAACUAUUGAUCGUAAACAAGAAGUACCUCAUGAUGGAGCUAUGUGCGACUUGCUGUGGAGUGACCCUGAAGAUACACAAGGUUGGGGAGUGUCACCACGAGGUGCUGGUUACCUGUUUGGUUCAGAUGUGGUAGCUCAAUUCAAUGUGGCCAAUGAUAUUGAUAUGAUAUGCCGUGCUCACCAGCUUGUCAUGGAAGGAUACAAGUGGCACUUUAAUGAGACUGUCCUUACUGUCUGGUCUGCUCCCAACUAUUGUUACAGAUGCGGCAAUGUAGCUGCAAUAUUAGAACUCAAUGAGAGUCUUCAAAGAGAAUUCACAAUAUUUGAAGCGGCUCCUCAGGAGGCUAGAGGCGUACCAUCUAAAAAACCUCAAGCUGACUAUUUCUUAUAAUGUUACCUCCAAUAGACAAUUCUGAUCCUCGUUUAGUAUUACAGUUUUAUUGUAGUGACAAAACAUUACAAUGUGAAACUAAUUCAUUGUGAUGUUAAGACUGCUGUGUUGCAAUUUGUAUGUGUUUAUGAUGAAGUUCUGUGGAUAUUAACCAAUAACUGAAAACAAUAGUGACACAAGCAUGAAUAAGGAUAUUUUUAAAUGUGUUACAAAUCAAUUAUGGUUUAGUAAAAACUUAAUGAUCAAAAAUUUUUUUUAAUGUUUAUAAAAAUUUUGUAAUUUUUAAUAGUAUGGGAGAUAAGUAAGAUAUCAAAAUAAUAAAUGAAACCUGGCCUAUUUAAGAACUACAUUAUGAUAAUGUGGCCCCAUAACUUAUAUCAAUUAAAAUUGUAAUUGAUAUAUUGACAUAGAGACUGCACCGAGCGAUAGUCUCAUACAAUUUACUACUCUCCAAAGACACAAAGUGACUGUGCUGCCAUGGUUGUCUCUUUUCUGUAGGACGUAAUGACGACGACAUAGAAGAAUAAUGGAUGCACUAUUGCUUUGUUUCCUUCACACUUUUCAUCCUGCAUUUACUUCACAUAUUGAUAUAAAUAAAAUAAGUUAUUUGACUUUUGUAUUAUUGUGAAGUCUGUAUGUUCCUUAUUUGUUAAGAGUUUUUUCAAUAAUUCUCAUCACUGCCAUAAACUAAGUGUUUAUGUACGAAAUGUAUUUCAAAAAUUCUUAUAUUUGUAAUGAAAAUUUUAUUAUCUUCCAAAUUAGCAGUGAUAAUAUUAAAUAAGAUUUUCAGCUAUUGUUAAAAAAGAAGUUUAUGAGUUACAUGCAUAAGUUUGUGGUAUUGGACUACAUGUUUAAGGUAUAAUAACUCAUACACAUGACCAAUAUGAUGGCAGUUUGUGGUCAAAAGAUUUUUUCAUAAGGUUAGGCUUUAAAUAAGUUAAUGUUCAUUAUUUGUUUUAGAUACUAAUAAAAUAAUUAAAAUAAAAUCUUUGGAUUAUAACAUGUCCAAGUUCUUCAAUCUUAAUCUACCAAUGUAAGAAUUAUUUAUGAAUACCAAAGCAUGGCACAAUAAUUGAAAACACUCUGUUGAAUGUUGUGCUACACAUCAUUUUUAUUACCCCUUUUUGACAAGUUUCUAAGCAUAAAUGAUAAGCCUUUUCUCUAAUCAAUAAAUACUUAAAAAGUGUUUCAAUAGCCUUAGAAUGAUCUCACUGUCUCAAUUUUUACCAUCUGUAAUUUGAAUGUAAUUUAAACAUAUUAAUCUUACUUUAUUUUUUAUCUUUAUAAGACUCCCUUUUCAUUUGUGAAAAAGAAUAGCAUAGUCUCAUUUAAAUGUAACUAUGCUAUUUUUUUACAAUAGUAAUAGUAUAAAGUCAAUAAUUUUGGUCAGUACUGAUUGAUUUAUAAAUUAUCAAUUUGUAUUAAUUCUUGCUUUUAUAAACAAUUAAAACAAGAUAUUAUUUAA
Messenger RNA from Vanessa tameamea, 2544 nucleotides. It is a transcript of the gene Pp4-19C, whose product is annotated as serine/threonine-protein phosphatase 4 catalytic subunit. The transcript has 7 exons. Lineage: Eukaryota; Metazoa; Arthropoda; Insecta; Lepidoptera; Nymphalidae. Gene Ontology annotation, biological process: double-strand break repair via homologous recombination. Gene Ontology annotation, molecular function: protein serine/threonine phosphatase activity. Gene Ontology annotation, cellular component: cytoplasm; nucleus. Bases 156 to 1079 code for a protein of 307 amino acids. The record is from RefSeq and is a predicted model, not a curated record.